UGGGAGCGCUCCUUGUUGUCAGGCGCGCAGUCCUUCCGACGGGCGCGGGGGUCCGGCGGACGGCCUGUUGCCGUGGAGACGACUCGUGAGUUCGCGUACUGCAGGAGCCUGUGAUGGGUGUGGCCGCCAGUGAUGGGCAGUGGUGCUGAGGCCUCUGAGCAUGAUUCGAAUUGCAGCCUUGAAUGCCAGCUCCACAGUUGAGGAUGAUCAUGAAGGAAGCUUUAAAAGCCACAAGACCCAGACAAAGGAGGCACAGGAAGCAGAGGCUUUUGCCUUGUACCACAAGGCCUUGGAUCUGCAGAAACACGACCGCUUUGAGGAGUCUGCCAAAGCCUACCAUGAGCUCCUGGAGGCGCGCCUGUUGCGAGAGGCAGUUUCAUCUGGUGAUGAGAAAGAGGGGUUGAAACACCCUGGGCUGAUGCUGAAGUAUUCCACGUAUAAGAACCUGGCCCAGCUGGCAGCCCAGCGCGAGGACCUGGAGACAGCCAUGGAGUUCUACCUGGAGGCAGUCAUGCUGGACUCCACGGACGUCAACCUCUGGUAUAAAAUCGGACACGUGGCCCUGAGGCUCACCCGGGUCCCCCUCGCUCGCCAUGCUUUUGAGGAAGGGCUGCGGUGCAAUCCUGACCACUGGCCCUGUCUGGACAACCUCAUCACUGUCCUGUACACCCUCAGCGAUUAUACAACGUGUCUGUACUUCAUCUGCAAGGCGCUGGAGAAGGACUGCCGCUACAGCAAGGGGCUGGUUCUCAAGGAGAAGAUCUUUGAGGAGCAGCCGUGCCUCCGCAAGGAUUCCCUCCGCAUGUUCCUAAAGUGUGACAUGUCCAUCCAUGACGUGUCCGUGAGUGCGGCUGAGUCGCAGGCCAUUGUGGAUGAGGCCCUGGGGCUGCGGAGGAGGCGGCAGGCGCUGACCAUACGUGAGAAGGAGCCAGACCUGAAGCUGGUGCAGCCCAUCCCCUUCCUCACCUGGAAGUGCCUCGGGGAGAGUCUGCUGGCCACAUACAACCACCUCAGCACCUGUGAGCCCCCGCGGCCCAGCCUUGGCAAGAGGAUUGACCUCUCUGACUACCAGGACCCCAGCCAGCCUCUGCUGUCCUCCGUGGGGGUGGCACCUGUCAGUGCAACCCAGCCCAGCCCUGCCAGUGCCAGCCCUGCGGCGACUGUGGCAGAGCCCGUGCUUUCUUACACCCCAGUAGCCACAGCCAGCUUCCCGCUACACAGCCCCAGCCUGUUGGAGACGGGCCUCCCUGCAGGUGAUGUUUCUGGGGGAGAUAAAUCCAAGAAAGGGGUAAAGCGGAAGAAGAUUUCUGAGGAGAGUGGGGAGACGGCAAAGCGGCGGUCUGCGCGUGUCCGAAAUACCAAGUGCAAAAAAGAAGAGAAGGUGGACUUCCAGGAGCUUCUGGUGAAAUUCUUACCAUCCAGGUUGAGAAAGCUGGACCCAGAGGAGGAGGAUGACCCCUUUAACAACUACGAAGUCCCGUCAGAAGCCAAGCUGGAGAGCUUUCCGAGUGUCGGGCCUCACAGGCUGUCCUUUGAUUCUGCCACAUUCAUGGAGUCUGAGAGGCAGGAUGUGCACGCCUUCCUGCUGGAGAACCUGACCAAUGGGGGCAUCUUGGAGCUGCUAGUGCGCUACUUGAAGAGCAUGGGCCACAGGUUCCUGCUGAGGUGGCCGCCGGGGCUGGCGGAGGUGGUGCUCAGCAUCUACCACAGCUGGAGGAGGCACAGCGCCAGCCUACCCAACCCGCUGCUCAGAGACUGCAGCAGCCAGCACAUCAAGGACAUGAUGCUGAUGUCCCUGUCCUGCAUGGAGCUGCAACUGGACCAGUGGCUGCUGACCAAGGGCAGGAGCUCUGCAGUGUCUCCUCGGAGCUGCCCUGCAGGGGUGGUGAACAGCAGGUUCGGGCCUGACUUCCCAGGAACCCACUUCCUGGGGGACCUCCUGCAGCUGUCGUUUGCCUCAUCCCAGCGGGACCUGUUUGAGGAUGGCUGGCUGGAGUUUGUGGUCCGUGUGUAUUGGUUGAAGGCUCGCUUCCUGGCACUGCAGGGGGACAUGGAGCAGGCUCUGGAGAACUACGACAUUUGCACAGAGAUGCUGCAACGCUCUUCGGCCAUCUGCACACAACCAGGGGCCCAGCAGAGGGACAUCGUCAUCCGCCUGCCCAACCUCCACAACGACUCGGUCGUUUCCCUGGAGGAGAUUGACAAGAACCUGAGGUCGCUGGAACGGUGCCAGUCCCUGGAGGAGACUCAGCGACUGUACGAGGCUGGUGACCACAAGGCCGUGGUGCGCCUGCUCCGUCCCACCUUGUGCCCCAGUGGGUUCGACCGGGCCAAGCACCUGGAGUUCAUGACAUCCGUGCCAGAGAGGCCGGCCCAGCUGUUGCUGCUGCAGGACUCCUUGCUCCGGCUGGAGGACCACCAGCAGUGCUUCGAGUGCUCUGACGUGGCUCUGAAUGAGGCGGUCCAGCAGAUGGUUAAUGCUAGUGAUGCCACUGCCAAGGAGGAGUGGGUGGCCACAGUGACCCAGCUGCUCCUGGGCAUUGAGCAGGCACUCUCUGCAGACAGUGGCGGUGGCAUCCUGAAGGACUCAUCCUCUACCACCGGCCUCACCCGGCUCACCAACAACCUCAUUCAGGUCAUAGACUGCAGCAUGGCCGUGCAGGAGGAGCCCAAGGAACCCCAUGUAUCCUCAGUGCUGCCCUGGAUCAUCCUACACCGGAUUAUUCGGCAGGAGGAGGACACCUUCCACUCCCUGUGCCACCAGCAGCAGCUCCAGAACCCAGUGGAUGAAGGUGUGGACCAUGGUCCAGUAGGGGAGGCCCUUGGCCCAGUGAUGGCUGAGCCACCCAUGCUCCCCUCCUCCCUCAUGCUGCUCAACACAGCCCAUGAAUAUCUGGGCCGGAGAUCCUGGUGCUGCAACUCUGAUGGGGCUCUGCUGCGAUUCUAUGUGCGCGUCCUCCAGAAGGAGCUUGCUGCGUCCCCCUCUGAAGACACUCACCCCUACAAGGAGGAGCUGGAGACGGCCUUGGAGCAGUGCUUCUACUGCCUGUACAGCUAUCCCAGCAAGAAGAGCAAGGCCAGGUACCUGGAGGAGCACUCGGCCCAGCAGGUGGACCUGAUAUGGGAGGAUGCCCUCUUCAUGUUUGAGUACUUUAAGCCCAAGACCCUCCCUGAGUUCGACAGCUACAAGACCAGCACUGUGUCAGCCGACCUAGCCAAUCUCCUAAAGAGAAUUGCCACCAUCGUGCCCCGAACUGAGCGGCCGGCCCUGAGCCUGGACAAGGUCUCCGCCUACAUUGAAGGCACCUCUGCUGAGGUGCCCUGCCUCCCAGAAGGGGCUGACCCCUCCCCUCCCGUGGUGAACGAGCUCUACUACCUCCUGGCUGAUUACCACUUCAAAAACAAGGAGCAGUCCAAGGCCAUCAAGUUUUACAUGCACGACAUCUGCAUCUGCCCCAACAGGUUCGAUUCCUGGGCGGGCAUGGCCCUGGCCCGGGCCAGCCGCAUUCAGGAUAAGCUAAACUCCAAUGAGCUGAAGAGUGAUGGGCCCAUCUGGAAGCAUGCGACGCCGGUCCUGAACUGCUUCCGGCGGGCGCUGGAGAUUGACAGCUCCAACCUUUCCCUGUGGAUUGAAUUUGGCACCAUGUCCUAUGCCCUACACUCCUUUGCCUCACGCCAGCUGAAGCAGUGGAGGCCUGAGCUGCCCCCCGAGCUUGUGCAGCAGAUGGAGGACCGGCGAGACAGCAUGCUGGAGACUGCCAGGCACUGCUUCACGUCGGCGGCCCGCUGCGAGGGCGACGGGGAUGAGGAGGAGUGGCUCAUCCACUACAUGCUAGGCAAGGUAGCCGAGAAGCAGCAGCAGCCACCCACCGUGUACCUUCGGCACUACCGGCAGGCUGGCCAUUACCUGCACGAGGAGGCAGCCCGUUACCCUAAGAAGAUCCACUACCAUAACCCUCCAGAGCUGGCCAUGGAGGCCCUGGAGGUGUACUUCCGGCUCCAUGCAUCCAUCCUGAAGCUCCUAGGGAGGCCUGAUUCUGGAGUUGGUGCGGAGGUCCUGGUCAGCUUCAUGAAGGAGGCCGCAGAAGGGCCCUUUGCCAGGGGCGAGGAGAAGAAUGCGCCCAAAGCCUCAGAAAAGGAGAAGGCCUGCCUGGUGGACGAGGACUCCCACUCUUCAGCUGGGACACUGCCGGGCCCCGGAGCCUCCCUCCCCUCCUCUGGCCCAGGUCUGACAUCCCCACCUUACACAGCCACUCCGAUUGACCACGAUUACGUCAAAUGUAAAAAACCCCACCAGCAGGCGACGCCGGACGAGCGCAGCCAGGACAGCACAGCCGUGGCACUCUCAGAUUCCAGUUCCACGCAGGACUUCUUUAACGAGCCUUCCAGCUCCCUGGAGGGUUCCCGGAAGCCCCUCACAGAGAAGAGACCACCUGCACCCAGUUCCCAUGCAGGACCUCCUGGUAAAGACCUUCAAGGUCCUGCAGAGGAGAGAGGGAAGCCUGAGGAGCCCUUGGAGACCAUGGAAGGCAUCAGGGUCACAGAGCAAGGCAGCCAGAAGCCAGCUGCAGACCCCUCAGGCCCUGGCACCCCUGCCAAGCCUCCAGUGUCUGCAGCCGCCACGUGGGAUGGGAGGAGGCGAGGGGAGCCCCCUGGGGAGCCCGCAGCCUUCCCGCAGGGGCUACCGGCUGGCGCCGAGGAGCAGCGCCAGUUUCUCACAGAGCAGUGUGUCGCCUCCCUGCGCCUGUGCCUCAGCCGCUUCCCCCAGCACUACAAGAGCCUCUACCGGCUGGCCUUUCUCUACACCUACAGCAAGACCCACCGGAACCUCCAGUGGGCCCGCGACGUGUUGCUAGGCAGCGGUAUCCCGUGGCAACAGCUGCAGCACAUGCCGGCACAGGGGCUCUUCUGCGAGAGGAACAAGACCAAUUUCUUCAACGGCAUCUGGCGGAUCCCCGUGGAUGAGAUUGACCGGCCGGGCAGCUUCGCCUGGCACAUGAACCGCUCCAUUGUGCUGCUGCUCAAGGUGCUGGCCCAGCUCCGGGACCAUAGCACCCUGCUGAAGGUGUCCUCUAUGCUGCAGCGGACCCCAGACCAGGGCAAGAAGUAUCUGCGAGAUGCUGACCGCCAGGUCCUGGCACAGCGGGCCUUCAUCCUCACAGUGAAGGUUCUGGAGGACACACUGAGCGAGCUUGCGGAGGGGUCAGAACGCCCAGGGCCCAAGGCCUGUGGCCUCUCCGGAGCCAGGAUGACCACUGACGUCUCCCACAAGGCCAGUCCUGAGGAUGGACAGGAGGGCCUCCCCCACCCCAAGAAGCCCCCUCUGGCAGAUGGCUCAGGGCCGGGGACCGAGCCCGGGGGCAAAGCAGGCCCCCUCACCCACCGGCCUGUGGCUAUGGAUGCAGGAGAGGGCACAGACCAGGGCGGGGAGCGGAAGGACAGGGAGAACCCCCGGGCAGGGCCCACAGAGCCCAUGGACACAGGGGAAGCUGCUGCCCGCUGCUCAGACUCAGAGCGGGUACCACCCCUGCAGCCAGGCCGACCCCUCAGGGACCGGGGCCCAGAGAGCCGGCCUGCAGAGCUGUCUCUGGAGGAGCUGAGCAUCAGCACCCGGCAGCAGCCUGGCCCACCUGGCCCAGCCCCACCAGCCACAGCCCCCACCGCCACUACCCCCAGACCCAGGGUGGGCAGCCACCCCGAGGAGGCACCACCACGACCCAGCCGCAAGAGGAAACUUCUGGAGGACACAGAGUCUGGCAAGACGCUCCUGUUGGAUGCCUACCGUGUGUGGCAGCAGGGCCAGAAGGGCAUGGCCUACGACCUGGGCCGCAUUGAAAGGAUCAUGGCCGAGACCUACAUGCUCAUCAAGCAGGUGGACGAGGAGGCUGCGCUGGAGCAGGCCGUGAAGUUUUGUCAGGUCCAUCUUGGGGCUGCCGCCCAGAGGCAGGCUGCAGGGGACACACCCACCACCCCAAAGCACCCCAAGGACAGCCGAGAAAACUUUUUCCCUGCGGCUGUGGCCCUCACGGCCUCCGAGCCCAUGCCGACAGAUGUCCUCCAGCGGCCCAGUGAUGCCCACACCAAGCCUCGUCCUGUGCCAGCCACCACCUCGGCUGUCAUCACUUGUCCUCCCUCGGCGUCAGCUUCUACCCCAGACCCGGCUGAGGACCCUGGGCCCCCACAGCUACACAGGCCCGAGGCCACCUCCCUGGACCCAGACUGCCACGUGUUCCCCUGGAGAGCCCCUGCUACGGUCCCUCGCUGCCUUCCUGCACACUACAGGCUGGGACCCAGUUUCCUGCAGACGCCACCUGGCCCACAAGCAAGCAAAGGUUCCUCUCACUGAAGUGGUCAGGCCUCCAAGGAUGGGGGGUGGGCGCUCUGGGCUGGGGCAAGACUUACCUCCCCUUGCAGGGUACCACCCACCAGGCAGGCCCCAGGCCUGUGGAGGAGCCAGGGAGAAGCUGAGAGCCAGGGCCUGGGGGCCUCUAGGACACUGGGCCUUGGGAACCCAGCAGCAAGGCUGUGAGUCUGCAAUGGGGAGCAGGGAGAGUUGGCUCAGGGGCUCAGGAUUCUAGCCUGGCCCGCUGCUUCCACAGAGGGAGCCCGAGAUGGCCUGAUGACUCUUCCCUGAAAACUAAGCCCCCAGGCCAGGCCUCACCCCAGCAGGCCCAGAGUGGUCCUUCUCACAGACUGCCUGGCUGGGGCAGUGUCUCUGCUGGUCACUAGGCCCCGAGUGUCUGUCAUUUUGGCAGCCCACCAAGAAGGGAGGGCCUGGGGAGCGUGGGCCAUGCCUUGGGGCAGGAGGGAGACUGGUACCUGGUUCCUCUGAGGACACCAUUCACUUCCUGCCAGUCCACCACUUCCCAUCCCUGUCCUUGCUCUCAGCAAGGAAGCUACCUGCCCUCCCACUCAAGCAGCCUCUCCAGGUCACUCGGCCAGGUACUCGGGGAACCAGUAUCAGGCACUGCCACCUAUGGAGGGACUGGGCCUGUGUUGUGGGUGCCUGCCCAGCAUGGUAACCUGCAUCCUACCCUAGAGCCAGUGGGGCAGGAGCCUCUGAGGUGUUUGUCCCCGUCUGUAGCAUCCUGAGACUGGGCCCAGGGACACUGCUGGCUGGUCAGACUGAGGAAGGGAGGGUCUGAGGUCAUGCAGCAAGGAGGCUGCUGUCCUUCAGGAGCUGGAGCCAACAAGCAGUAGGCACAUCUUGUUUCCUGCCUGGCUAAGGAGGGCUUGGUGUCAGCUGCUCCGGGCAAAGUGGGGGGGUGGCGGGGGGUAGGGUCAUGGCCAGUGUGGUGGGAGAGUCCAGGGUCCUAUGAAAAGGAUGAGGACAGCAGCAUGAAGAAUGAGAGUGUGGGACUGGAGGCCAGGCUGCACCAGUGCUGACUGACUGCCUGCCUGGCACCACUGAGGCCAAUUCCCUGCCCUGCCUCGCUCCCGAAGGUGUGGCCUGGCAGGGGGGUGCUGUGCCCACUGCUGUUCCAUCUACUCUGACCUUAGCUAGAUUUUUCGGUUCUAAUGGCCACUCCCACGAGCCGGGUGGGGCCCCACUGUGUCAGGUUGACAUUGUGUCCACUGAGUGGUUUCCUGCCGGUGCCAGCCUAGCCCCACCGUGUGUUUGCUCCAGGGGAGCCUCUGCUGGUCCAUAGCCAUGGGUAGAGGUGGAGAGCCCAGUCCCAAGGUGGGGGAACAGGUCAUCCA
Sus scrofa (pig) is the source of this 7701-nucleotide messenger RNA. The record is from RefSeq and is a predicted model, not a curated record. Lineage: Eukaryota; Metazoa; Chordata; Mammalia; Artiodactyla; Suidae.